Molecule: messenger RNA, 7059 nt
Organism: Cydia pomonella (codling moth)
Lineage: Eukaryota; Metazoa; Arthropoda; Insecta; Lepidoptera; Tortricidae
Product: remodeling and spacing factor 1-like
Exons: 26
Coding region: 211-6819 (2202 amino acids)
Biological process (GO): regulation of DNA-templated transcription
Cellular component (GO): RSF complex
Source: RefSeq, a predicted model, not a curated record
UCGUAAGUCUAUGGCACGAUGGCUGUCAAUUGAGUUAUAUUUUAUUACUAGAAAAUAAGAAAAUAAUGAAUUCUGUGCACAUUAAAAUAAUAUUUUCGUGAAUAAUGUACAUUUUAUACAAUUUUAAUCUAGAUAUAAGUGAUGCAAUCGUAUACCACUAAUUGAAGCCACAUAGCGAUGUUUAGUAUAAAAACUAACUGAGUUUCGACGAUGGCGUCUGACGGAGAAAUUUCCUGUACGAAUGAUCCCAAUUUCGCCGUUAUCUACUCGUUCUUGAAGGUUUUCGGGAAAUUGUACGGGCUAGAAAUACCGUCAAUAGCAAAAUUACAGCAGCUCGUAGAGAAUACGGAGGAAGUUCCGGAGCCGCUGAAGGAGCUGCAUCUGCGGCUGCUGCGGCGCGCGCAAAAGUCCGUGCAGAGCAACCGCUGGGAGCGCUGCCUCAUCAAGUUCUGUCACCAGCAGGGCCACCACCAGGAGGCGUGGGAGAUCGAGCGCUUCUCCUACAAGAAAGCCAGCACAGAGGUCAAACUAAAGACCCUCAAGAUAUUACUUGAGUACCAGUUCACAUGCCACAUAAAGUUCAAGGCGGCAGUGAAUGCCCUGUCAUGUAAGGAGCUCCGGUUGGACCCCAUCGGGCGGGACAAGCACGGCUGCGUGUAUUGGCUUCAGGUGGACGAUGAGGCUAACCUCUGUCUGUAUCGGGAGGACCAGGAUGAGGAGACUUGGCAGUUAAUAGCGAGAAAUCGAGAAGAGCUAGUCAAAGUAAUAGGACAAUUGAAAAACGGAGAAGAAAUUUGUCCCUCAACUGUGUCUAACACCAAUGAGGAUUCCAACAGUACUGAAAUACCUUCAACUGAGGCAACUGAGAAAACCAAUACACAACCCGAAGAAGAAAACGAGGAAUUUCUAAGCCCAGAGUCUGAGUCGGAACAUGAUGACGAUGAAUCUAAAGCUGAUAAGAAACCCCCUCCCACAAAAGCUGAUAGUGAUAAUAAAGAAGGAAAAACAGUAGAUAACCAAACAGUAGAAGAAAGUGAAAAAACUGAAGAUUCUAAAACAGAAGAACUAAAAGUAGAAGAUGUGAAGGUAAAAGAACCUUCUAUAGAAGAUAAAAAUAUAGAAGAGAAAAGUGAACAACCAUCAGUGCAAACAUCAGAAAAGGCUGAAGAUUCAGAAAAUCAACAGUUAAAAGAAAAAGAAGACGAAACCGAAGAAAAUGUAGAAUCUGAAGAUGUUGAAAAACCUCAAAUCAGUACAGAUAGCAAAAAGUCUCCAGUACGUGAAAAGACGCCUGAGAAUCCUCCAAGUGAGGAAACGAAAAUAAAGGAAACAGAUGGAGUGAGUGAGGCAAUAGAAGAACCAGUUCUGGUUGUCACAGGAGAAGGCAGCGGAGCCGAUUGCGAGAGCACUUACUUUAUAGGUGAAGAAAUAUCCGAACCUGUCAUGUAUUUUUAUGGAGAAGGUUGUGGUUAUGAUAAUGAUACCGGAAACCCUGAAGUAUUAGAAGAAGCAAACACAGUGCAGCAUAACUCAGAUGAGGAGAAUGACAAUGAAGAAUGUGUUAACGGUGAACAUUCUAACUCUAAUGAUAACUCUAACUCUAGUAAAAGUAAAUUAGUUAAAAGUGUUAAGUUAAAAAGUAGUCAUCCUACUGUCAAUAAACGAUCAUUGAAGAAGCAAUCUAAUGAUAAUUCUGAAGUUCUAAAGCCAGAUUCUAAGAAACAUUGUAUUAGAAAGUCUAACAGAUCAGACAGUAUUAAAUCAAAUUCAAGCAAUAAUGACAAUGACUUGAAAAGGGAAAGCAGCGUGAAUGACAAAACCACAGAUAGUGAAAGUCCGAAUAAAAAUAAUGUGAAAAAAACUAGAGGUAAGGUAAAGAAGAAACCUGAAGUAGCGAGAAAAUUAAAGUUAAAUCAGAAGAAAGAGUCUCCUACAUCGGACGCUGACAAUUGUAAUGAUAGUAAAGCCAGUAUUAUAGAAAAGAGGAAAAACAGUGUGUCUUCAGAUCAAGAUGGGGUUGAUCACACGGAGCCGGAAAAGGAAGGAAGCCCAGAUAACGAGGCUAAGCCUGACGACGAUCUACCUCCAAAAAAAUUACGCUUAGAACCUAGUAAGGACAUAGAAGUAUCAUAUUCCAAAGAUACUCUAGACAAUGUAAAUAAAGACGAAGCUAAAAGCGAAAACAAUGAAAACAACGACAACCUUAACAAAGAGCAUGUAGAAAAAGAUCCUAUAGCUAUGAGGAAGAAAAUUAAAGCUAACAAAGGCAAGUUUAAAAGAAAAAAGAUAUUACAAAAUAAGAUAGAUAAUAGUGAUGUAGAAAAGAGUAAUAAUAAGGAGAAGAGUAAAUCUAAACCUUUGAAGAGGUCGCUGCUGGACGCGACGCACAGUGACAGGAACAAAUCUGAAUCUCAAAGUGAAAGUGAGGAUGAUAUGCCUAUCACAAGUGGCAAGAGGUUGAAAAUUAAACCCAAGAAAAUUAUUACUACUUCAAGAAAAAAGGUUGAAGCCAAGCUGCUUGAGAAAAAAUCUAGUGACGAUUCCGAAGAAGAAACACUGUACAGUAUAGCAGGCAAAAAGACUGGCAAAAAAGUCCUAAAAAAGAAGCCAAAAGGCAAAGAGAAAGCCAAAGUAAAAAAGGCUGCGGACGACUCGGAUCCGACGCCCGUCCGGAUGUCGCGUCGGAUCGCGCAGCAAAAGAUUAAAGAGGAAGCUGAUAGGAGGCAUCAGGAGGAGGUCGCACUUAGGGAGCUAAAGAUGAUCCAUAAGAAAAAGGGCGGCGAGGAGGAGGAGGAGUGGCGGCUGUCGGGCAGCAGCUCGGGCUCGCCGGCGCGGGGGGGGCGGGCGGCGCGCGCGCGGCCGGCGCCGGGCUGGCGCGCGCAGGACUCCAGCGAGCCCGACUCCGAGUCCGAGCGCGACGAGCUGUCCGACCGCCCCGAGCCUGACCUCGAAUUCGGCAAAUCAGACCAUGAGUUCUCGCCAGAGUCCGACCUUGAGACUGGGGAACCGAGCGAGCCUCUAAAAAGGGCCAGAACGUUGCAAGAAGGAGCCGAUGAUGGGUUCUGCAAGCACUGCGGCAGCGGUGAACAGCCGGAGUGGAUACUGUUGUGUGACAAGUGCGACGCCGGCUACCACGCGUCGUGUCUCAAGCCUAUGUUGUUCCUUGUGCCUGAGGGCGAUUGGUUCUGUCCACCGUGCAAUCAUGCAAUGCUAAUAUCGUCUCUAGAGAGCGAGCUAGUGAAAUAUGACGAGCUGGUGGUGAACGUUGAAGCGGAAAGGGCGCGCAUUAAGGAAGAGGAGCUGCUGAAAAAACCGCCGUCCGUCAAGAGUGAGAAGGAAGAAGAGUCGGACAGCGGAAGCGGCAGCGCGAGCGACUAUUCAUCAUCAUCAUCCACCGGCGCCGUGUACCGGCUGCGCGCGCGCCGACAGCUGCCGGUCAGCUACCGCGCUCAGGAGUACGACCGGCUCAUCAGCUCCGCUAUCAAGGAAGAGUACGUGGAGCCGACGACGAGCGCGGGCAACCAGGGCCGCGGCAAGGACAUCUCCACCAUCAUCGAGGCCGCCGAGGAGGAGAAGCUCCAGGCCGAGCGAGAGGAGGCUAUUGCACAGGGUAAACCUAUAACGGAGGUCCGCAAGAAAAAGAAGCAGCGCCGGAAACCGCGCAAGCUCAACUCCUUAGAGGUCGUGUCCGAGGACGACGACGAAACGGACGAGGACUUCAAGGACACUGGCAUGGAGUCGUCCUCGGAAGACAUGUCCUCAUCAGCCGACCGCGACAGUUCGGACUCCCGCUCGUCAGAUUCCCUGCCCAUUCGCCGCGCGCAACGCACCGAUAAGAAAGACCGUCCGAAACUCCGGGAGUCAUCACCGGAAGUGAAGAAGAAAAAGGGAGAAUUCGCCGGCAGCUCCAGCGAGUCCAGCGGCGCUAAAGAAUGGCCUCCGAAGAAUAAAUCAAAAUCCAAAUCGCGGGUCAGACGCGAGAAACGCGAGAAGCGCGACAAAUCCCGUCCCUCGAAACCGAAGAAACCGCGAGGCCUACAGCAGUACGACGCCGACGGCAACGUCAUCCGGCCUCGCGUCACUUACGGAGGCCUCAGCGACUCCCCUAAUGACUGGUCGCCGAAACACAGGACGAGACAGAAGAAAAUUAAUUAUACAGAGAUGCCUAAUACUGAAUCUGAAGAUGAAAUGCAUAAAGGCAGCGGCAAGCACAUGCCCGACAGCUCGGACGAGUUCAAGGUGACGUCGUCGUCCAGCUCGGACUCGGAGCGCGCCGACCCCCGGCGGACCCUCAGCGACCUCAUCAAGACCGCCGUCGUGCCGCUCGAGAAGCUGCCCGACGACGUCACCCGGGCCAAGGAGGAGGAGCUGCAGGCGCAUCUUAGUAAGUUAUACGCUCAAGCGGCGGCGGCGGACACGAGGCCGCUGCGAGGCAAGGGCAGUCGCGGCGGGCGGGGAAGCAGGGGUCCCCGCGGGCGCGGCGGGCGGGGCGGCGGCGGCGGCGGGGGCGGGGGCGGGGCGGGCGGCGCCGACGACGCGCUCGCCAAGCUCGUCGGCGUCAAGAUCAAAGAUCUAAGCCAAGAACCGAUCAAACCCAAUCAGAUUGAAAGAGAAAAGAAACGCCAAGAACGCGAAGCCAAACUAGCGGAGAAAGAAGCCAAACGCAUGGAGAGAAUACAAAAGAAGGAAGAGAAGGAGAAACUAAAAGAACUGAAGGCAAAAGAGCGAGAGGAAAAGAAACUUGCUAGGAUAGCGCUGCAGGAGAGCAAGCGGAUGAAAAAGGAGAAGCCAGAAUACCCGAUAUCCGGGCCGGUGGGCUACAACGUGCGGCCGGACAUGCGCAUGAUGUACCCGGGCAUGAAGCACCCGGACUAUCCCGGUCCGGGCCCGGGCCCGGGCCCCGACCAGCCGCAGAGGUUCCCUACGCAGCCGAGGUUACAGGUACGCGCGGAGCUGCGCGGCGUGCCGGUGGCGGGCCCGCUGGCCGCCGACAGCCUGCGGGAAGGAACGCUAUCCGUAGCGGGCUCCCCGCAGCCCUUCAAGCCCGUCAGCGAAGAGCCCAGCGUCAUCACGCGCAUGCCACACAUGCUCAACCAAUACAGAGGCCCGAUGAUGUACCCGGGCGGCGGGUCGCCGUACGGGCCGCGGCCGCAGAACAUGAUGUACGUGCCGCACCCCGGCCUGCCGCCGCGCCAGUACCCGCCGCAGUACUACCGCCUGCCGCCCUACCGCCUCGACGCGCAGCCCGGCCACGGCCCCGGCCACCUGGCGCUGGGGCCCCGCCUGCUGCCCGCCCCCGGCUCGUCGCACCACGGCCCGCCCGGCUCGUCGCACGGACCACCGGGCUCGCCCUACAGAUCGCCCGGGCCUCACGGUCCGCCCGGGUCGACCCAUGGCCCGCCGGGCCCUCACGGGCCGCCGGGUUCGUCCCACGGACCUCACGGGCCCCCAGAAUCGUCGCACGGCCUGCCAAGAAAUUCUCACGGACUCCCCGGAUCUUCUCACGGACCCCCCGGGUCUUCUCACGGACUCCCUGGAUCUUCUCACGGACCCCCUGGUUCUUCUCACGGACCCCCUGGUUCUUCUCACGGACCCCCUGGAUCUUCUCAUGGACCUCCUGGAUCUUCUCACGGACCCCCUGGAUCUUCUCACGGGCCGCCCGGCGCCCACGGCCCACCCGGGGCACCCCACGGCCCGCCUGGACCUCACGGACCCCCGGGCUCAUCUCACGGGCCUCCCGGUCCUCCCCACGGCCCGCUGGGUGUCCAUGGACCCCCAGGACCUCACGGUCCGCCCGGGUCCUUUCACCGCCUACCGGGACCGCACGGGCCGCCUAAUUCAACCCACGGACCCCCUCAUGGGCCACCAAAUUCCUCGCACGGACCUCCGGGACCGCCGGGCUCGUCGCACGGACCGCCGGGCUCGUCGCACGGGCCCCGCGGCCCGCCCGGCUCCUCCCACGGCCCCCCGGGGCCGCACCCCCCGGGCGCGCUGCACGGGCUCCUGCGCGGCCCGGCCGGCCCCCCGCGCCUGGCGCCGCACGUGCCCGGCACGCCGUCCCCCGGCCCGCCGAGCUCCGCCUCCCCCGUCGCGCUGCCGCCCCGGCCCGCGACGCCGCCCGCCAGCGAGCCCCCGAUCAAAAUCAAAGCCGAGGUGAAGACCGAGCCCGAGUACCACUCGCCGGUGCAGUCUCCGCCGCGGGCGUCCCCCGAGCCGCCGCGCCAUCCCAAGAUCAAGGUGACGGACAAUAAGGAGCGCCGCCCGCGCUACCCGCUCGGGCCCUACGCACCGCAGUACGGCCCCUACGGCCCGUACGCGCCGCCCGCGGAGCAGCAGCUGCUCCUCCGCGGGCCCUCGCCGCUGCAGCGCAUGCAUCAAAACCUCCACCAGUUUUUGCCCGAGAAGCCUGAGCCGGCGCGAUCGCCGCGAGCCGAAGCGCCGCACUACCUCCCGGUGCUGCGGCCAGGCGCUCCGCCUUACAACAUUCCGUUAAUGAGAGCGCCCGGUCCGGCCGCACCGUACUAUCCGGGGCCGGACAUGAGACGAGAGAAACCUCCUCCUACCCCACCCCCGGACAAACCUCCCCCUCCGGAAGUCCCCGCCCCGCCACCUCCGGCAUCCGUGCCCGUUCCAGCCUCUAUGCCCGUCACGGCCCCGGGACCGGUAGCCAUGCCACCGGCGCCCAUGGACGAGGCCCCCGAGCCCCCCAAAGGCCCCGACUUCGUGAAGACCGAGCCCCCGACCGAGCCGCAGGGCAGCGUGUUCGGCGGUCUCGUCAGCUACUUCUCGAGCCAACGUGAGGACGAACUCGACGCGUAGCGACCUGUACAUACUCUAUAGUGAUCUAUUUAUAUAUCGAUUCGAUAUUACGUUUGCGUAAUUAGCAGAUUAAGUUGAGGACUUUUUGGUCUCGAAUAAAAUGUAUUAUUUCCGGUUAUGUUUAAGUGAGAUUUAUUUAUACAGAGUCGAUAAGUACUUACGAUGUAUCUCUAAAUACGAAUUUUAUUAAAGAAUCAAAUCGAUUAUUUCUUUUUGCAAAAUAAAUGUUUUCUCCUACAA